AUGAGUCACUUGUCUUUGUCCAAGGAUGUUAAGACAGGUCCUGAGAUUGAGAAAGACACGAUCUCCACAUCUUUGUUGGAGAGAUCAAAAGUUGUCCAUGAUUUAAUUCCAAGAGACAAGGAGAUUUUAAACCCAAAGAAAGAAGGGCCAUCAAACCAAUGUCUUGAGGAACCAAGAGAAGGAGAGCCAUCAGUAGUAACCCACGUGAUGGACCAGAAGAUGGUUCAAGACACAAUGCAGUCCAUGUUGCUUAAAGAAGCAAAACCGGUCAUAAAAGUAUCCCACCAAGGUAAGUUUCAAACACCACCUUUGGAUACUAGUACUGACGUGUGUGUUCUUGGUACAGGUAGAACAAUUGAAAGCUAUAAGCUUAUAGUUCCAAACAAAGAACCAGACCCUAAGCUCAGCCAUGAACCCACUUCUAAGUGGAAACCGAAAUCUGAACAAUCCAUUGUUCAAGUUCCAAAACCUAUGGUAAGAUUCCUUUUAGAUAACCAUGUUCUUAAUAUUUCCAUGACAGAUAUAAUGCACUUGCUUUUUGUCCAGAAUGUUGAGAAUUUUUCAGGUUGCAAGGAAGAAAGCUUCAAAGAAAUCCCACCAGAUUAUCUUAUGUUGCUAGGAGGAUCAACUCCAAAGAUGAUCAGAAACGUGGCCACCAAAAAUUUGAAGGACCAUCCACUCCAGAAGAUAAGAAAUGACCAUGUCCAGAGCAGAAGCGUGAUCCAUUCCUAUUUUCUCAAAGGAGAACCACCUGAUACAAAUUCCAUUCCCAAACCGAAACAGUUCCAAGGUAAGGUUUUAGAAUCUCAAAAGAGGAUGAAAGCUGACUUGCUCUAUCUUGGUGCAGGUUACAUAGUUUCGAGGUCGAAACCUUGUCAAGAGGGAGGGGAUGUUGUGGUCACGAAAUCCAUGGUUCAACCAGAGUCUCACCUAACCUUCCAAACCGGCCAUCUAAGAGGUACCAGAGAUCGAGGUUCAGUCCAAGGAGGAUAUCUUGACAAGAAGGAGGAUUUUUAA
Brassica oleracea var. oleracea is the source of this 1017-nucleotide messenger RNA. RefSeq lists its product as uncharacterized. NCBI's taxonomy places the organism in Eukaryota, Viridiplantae, Streptophyta, Magnoliopsida, Brassicales, Brassicaceae. Bases 1 to 1017 code for a protein of 338 amino acids. The record is from RefSeq and is a predicted model, not a curated record. The transcript is spliced from 2 exons.